CUAAGGUGACAAGAAAAGCCAGAGAAUGUUCCUUGCACUAGGCCACUAGUUUGAAUUGAAUCAUUGUGGCCUAAUCAAUGGUCUUAUUGGAUUACUGGCCACUGCUGUGUUCAGAGAUAUUGUUGCACUGACAAUGAAAAUAGCUAAGAGUUGGUGGUUGGGUGGGUGGGUAGUGGGCUGGAAGGCGAGUGGUGGAGAGAGGUAGGGGCCAUUCCAGGGGUAUGCAUGUGAGAGAGAGAGAGUAGGCAGUCUAAGCACUAUUGACAAGUUUUGUUCUCCUAUUUUGUCUUUUUCAAAUGUAUAGGUUAAGAUUAUGAGAGCUGAAGACGACCUCUGGGGUAACAUCAUUUUAAUACUGAAGGAUGUGGUGUUAGUGGCCAGGACCUCGCUGCAUAGCCUUCUGAAUGAGCACAGGACGACAUAGGAAACUUUAACAUCAUUCCUGUGAGAGUAGAGCCCGUGGUGUUCCAGUGCUGAAACUGGCUGGCUCGUCAUUGCCUUCAUACAUUUUGAUUGACAUGGAUUUGUUUGUUAUGCUGUUUUUAUCACCUACCUCUCUCUCUCUCCCUCUCUGGCUCUCUCCCAGUGUCUCUUGCCUACAAUAGCAUAGCGGCGAGAUCUGCACAUUGCAGAAUUCCGUUGAUUGGCGCGAGAGCCAAAGGGAAAAACGGGAUCAAAGUUCGGUGACAUGCUGCGACAAUCAGGUGCACUGUGAAAAGUCUGGGGAAAAAAUGCCUGGCCGUGUCCUGCGGAUGGAAGAAUGAAGCACCCGGGAACUUUUUUCAGGGCUGGAAGAGUCGUACCCCUGUGAUUGUGUGCGUUCAUGUGGGGUUCAGGGAGGCUUGGUUGCGAGACAAGACCAAUCAUUUGUCUUGAUUCCCUGGGCUGAGAGCAGGCAAACGGAGGGGGACGGGACGAGCAAACCCCUCUAUCAAGACCUGAUCUAUUUCCCCAAACAAUUUAGUGUAUUCAUGAGGUUACGCAAAUGUGGAGGCAGCAAAAUUACCGUAAUCAAUUGAAACAGCGAGUGCGCAUCCAUGGCUCUGAUUAUUUGAAGAUCCUCUAUCAGCCUGAUGUCUAUGUAACGAGGAAAGGGGGGCACUGAAUUACUGCUGAGUUUCACGGAGAAGUCCAUGAUCAUUGGGCAAAGGGAGUUUGGUCAGUGCUAAUAGGGCUUCUUGGUCUGGCGACGGAAGUAUUUCACCAAACAUUAGAUAGCUGACUCUGCCCUGCUGAAAGGUGCUGUUUUGAAACUAAAACCCACACUGUCCAGACCAUCUGGUGUGCCGUGCUCUCCGUAAUAUCCUUUUUUUUUUCACCUGACAAAGGGAAAAAAAGACGAAGCGCAGGUCCAAGAGGAUAAACUGAGAAUGGAGGUCAGGUACAACCAAGAGACGGAAGGGAUGGUGCUGAAGAAUGGACUAAAGGAGGGGAAGGAUGGCAAGGACUCCCAGGGCAGCUUGUCCAAAAGCUUCCUGAAGGAGCAGCAGGACUCCUUUUCCCCCUCUGGGACUCUAGACAACUGCGAGAAGAACAGAGGGAGCACAGGGGACCCAGACUACUGUCGGAGAAUACUUGUCCGAGAUGCUAAAGGCUCUAUCCGGGAGAUUAUUCUGCCGAAGGGUUUGGAUUUAGACCGGCCCAAGAGAACCCGCACAUCCUUCACAGCAGAGCAGCUAUACCGAUUAGAGAUGGAGUUUCAGAGGUGCCAGUAUGUGGUUGGGAGGGAACGGACUGAACUGGCCCGCCAGCUCAAUCUUUCUGAAACUCAGGUGAAGGUCUGGUUCCAGAACCGGCGCACUAAGCAGAAGAAAGACCAGGGGAAAGACUCUGAGCUGCGUUCAGUGGUUUCAGAAACGGCAGCGACCUGCAGCGUCCUCAGACUGCUGGAGCAGGGGCGGCUGCUGACACCUCCAGGCCUGCCAGGCCUCCUACCCCACUGCAGCAGUGGCACUCUGGGCUCUGCCCUGCGCCCUCCCUCCAUGGCCAUGGCCAGCAAUGGCAGCAAUAGCAGCAGCAGCAGUGGUGGCGGCAGCACUGGCACGGCGGGUGGCAGCCCUCCUCUACCCACAGUCACCAGCUCAGGGACAGUGGCGAGUCUGCAGAGCUCACCUGCGGCUCACAGCCUCUUCAGCUUCCCCAUGCCCUCCUUACUCAGUGGCGUCGCCACCCGCAUCUCCUCCAACCCCCUGUCCAUGGCCGGCUCACUAGCUGGUAACCUGCAGGAACUUUCUGCCCGCUACCUGAGCUCUUCAGCAUUUGAGCCUUACUCGCGGACCAAUGGCAAAGAAUCCAUGGACAAGAAAAUUCUGGAAUGAUGCUUUGUUUUUACACAGAUGGAUUCCUGUUUCCUCUGGACAUGUUUUUGUUGUUUUCUUGGCUUUCCCUGUCUUUCUUUGUUUUGCUCAGUCUCUUUCAUCUGUCUGUGUCAAGUUCUGUAGCAGUUCAUGUAUUCCAGUUGCACAUCUGGCGUCUUGUAUGAGGAAGAAAACAAAGACUGUACAAGCUCAUCUAACAAAGACAGGGUGGUGGUGGAAAGAUUUUGCACAAAAUAUUCACACAGGACUUUGUUAGAGAGAGACACUCUGAGGUGAUUACUGAGGGAUCUUUCAGGUUUCUGAUUAACAAAUCUUUAGUCCUAUUUGUUCAUCAAAAAUAACAUUAUAGACAGGGGCCCAGACAAUAUGGCUGCUUCAUACCACAAAAGCUCUACCGUGGUACAUAGUGUAUACCAGGAAGUAUAGGAUUGGUGACAGAAAGUGUAAAGUGAUGGCACCUUUUUGAAUUUCGUUUUAUUAUUUGAUUGUGUUGGGUAGACGCAUGUCACCACAGUGAGUAGAUGAAGAGAAAGAGAGUCGUCAGACACCAGCAGCAACAGUUUUGGUGAGAUCCGUUCACCAAAUCCCAACGUUUAAAUUUUAAAAUGCAGCAUUAUGAAUGAACAAGCGAGGCAAAUUUUUAACACAGAAUUGGGGAAGAAAAAAAAAGUGCCUCUGUUCGAAGGUCACUGCAAAGCCAGUGUCAGUGUGAAACCCAGUGCAUUAUCCGCAUGAAUGCAAUUGCUUAUGCAGAUGCCUUGCAAAAAUUGAUCUUACAAAAAGAUUUUGUACAUCUGUUUGUAUUAAGUUUGGACCGGACCAAAACAUAAUCCAGAGAAGAUGUUGUCAGACAGUAUGAUGGUUUGUUUUGAAUUGUUCAGUGUUGUUUUCUCUAUGGUUUGGUGAGGAUUUUAACAUUUUUACAGCAGAAGUCUUCACUUUGUGGCAUUUUCUUCUUCAAGAUGCAGUACCUGACUUUUUUCGCCUGUGAUUUUAAUACCACUGUGAGUUCUCAGAGUUUCGGUGUACAGUUUCUAUUCCAUGCAGGAGCUAAACGCAGGAAUGAGUUGCUGGGAAAGGGAGCCCUAAGAAAGGCUUUUUAGCAUUAGUAAGCUGCUUGCUUUGUUGAACACUACAAGGUAACAGGUUUUUCAGUCAUUAAGAAUAUAGUAACCUUUCCUUCCUGUGUGAAAUUUUCAGAAUCCACAGCGUUCAUAAAAGAUUUAGGCAGACUGAUGCAUGUGAAGACUGAAUGGAAUAAUUGUAGUAUAAAACUACUGGAGAUGAGAAAAGUACCUUAAAAUUGUUAUUUUAUUGUAAAUUAUUCACUUCUGUAAUUAAUAGAUUAUUAGUAUCUGGAAAAUAAUGAAUGAAUGUAUUUGUUGAGGGGUUGAGGAAUCAAUCAAAAGCUCUUUGGUGCUGUUGUUGUGAAAUAUCUUGAAAUUUGUGAAACGUGUGGUACAAAUGUGCAUAUAUAUUAUGUAUAUGGAUACAGACAAAGUGUGUUUUUCAUUUUUCUUUCAUACAUGUUCCUAUGAAUCAAGUUAUGAUAAAUUUCAUGACUGUUAUACCUCUUAUACACACUGACCUGAUAUGUAUGCUCCUAAAAAUUUUUUACACUAUUUUUGGUAACAUGCUCUGCUGAUGUUAUCGCCAUUCAUCUUCUGAUUACAGUGGUAAAGCUCAUGUUUAAAAGUCAAACUUGUUAGAAUAGCAGGUUUAUAAACUGGAGUGAGAGAUUUUGAAAGGCAAUUACAGGAUUACAAUAAGUUUUAAAUUGAUUUCAUUGAAUAUCAAUUCAUUUGCCAAAUAUUUGAUUGUUUAUUAAAUGUGCGGUCUAUAAAAUGUCA
Molecule: messenger RNA, 4168 nt
Organism: Lates calcarifer (barramundi perch)
Lineage: Eukaryota; Metazoa; Chordata; Actinopteri; Centropomidae
Gene: vax1
Product: ventral anterior homeobox 1
Exons: 3
Coding region: 1371-2318 (315 amino acids)
Biological process (GO): regulation of DNA-templated transcription; brain development; central nervous system development
Molecular function (GO): DNA-binding transcription factor activity, RNA polymerase II-specific; DNA binding
Source: RefSeq, a predicted model, not a curated record